Messenger RNA from Penicillium nucicola, 1605 nucleotides. RefSeq lists its product as uncharacterized. The transcript is spliced from 3 exons. Gene Ontology annotation, molecular function: protein binding. The record is from RefSeq and is a predicted model, not a curated record. Bases 1 to 1605 code for a protein of 534 amino acids. Lineage: Eukaryota; Fungi; Ascomycota; Eurotiomycetes; Eurotiales; Aspergillaceae.
AUGCCAAUCCCACACAAACAAGCCGUAACUAGCACCUCUGAAAUCCAAGCUCCCGAAAGGUCUCUCCUCGGUCUUCCUGAUGAAAUCCUUCUUUGCAUAGCAUACAGCCUGGAUCAAGCCAGAGAUUUGCUUGCACUGGCUUGCCUAAAUCAAGCAAUGAACAAAAUUUUCCUCGACUGUCUGUACAGGUUCAACGUCCGACACCAACGCAGCUCCGCAUUGUCCUGGGGAGUUCGUCAAAGCAAACCGGAGUUUGUCAAAAUGAUGUUGGGUUACUACCGAGCGAACGCCAACACCACCGAUAGUAAAUCUCGCACACCCAUCUUUUACGCCAUUCGAACCAAGAACGAGCAAAUCAUUCGCAUACUUCUUGAAAACGAGAAAGCGGAUAUCAAUUGGCCAGAUUGGCGCAGACAAACUCCAUUGGUAUACGCCAUUGAAAGGAAUCUUCUGUCAACUGCAUCACUUCUACUCGAAUUUAAUCCAUGUCUGAAUAAAGUGGAUAUCAAAAACGGUCGGCUAUCUGAUUACAAAGAUGUCUCGCCCUUCUGCCUGGCAGUGACGAAGACACCCCCGAAAAUCGCCCGGCUGAUACUCCUCAAUUCAGAUCCCGAUUCAAAAAAGAUCUUACUAGAGGAUGUCGCUCUCAGAAACCGUCUGCUGUGUCGGGCUGUACAAGCAAGCCUCCGAGAUGUCAUCGCGCUACUGGUUGCCCAUGGCGCAGAUCCAAACUCUAGAAAUAGAGAUGGCCAGAGCUUGUUGCAUCAAGCCACGAAAAAUGGUGACAGGGAGGUGGUCCAACAACUGCUCACGUAUGAAGACAUAUCUAUCAAUGCAACGGACAGACGUUCCUGCACUGCACUUCACAUCGCAGCAGAGUAUGGAUGCACGUCGGUAGCCAAGUGCCUGCUGGCCAAAUGCGGUAUAGAAUCCAACGCAAGAGACACCUACGGUCGCACUGCCUUUCACAUCGCAGCAGAGUAUGGCAACAAGUUGAUCACAAGGCUUCUCUUAGCCUAUGGUGCUGUGGAUAUCAAUGCCCGAGAUGCUAAUGGGGCAACAGCACUCUGCUUGGCUGUAAAGGAAAAGCACACAGCUGCAGCCCUGCAAAUUCUCGCAGAAGACCAUGUAGACCUCAAUGUGGCUGGUCAAAAUGGCUGGACAGCUCUUCACCAUGCGGUCUCAGUGGGAAGCAUACCGCUAGCUUGUGUGCUUCUCGACAACGAUCAGCUAGAUCCGAACCUUCGUGAUGAUGAAGGAUGGCCUCCUCUCACCCAUGCUGCUUCCAAUGGCGAUUUACGCAUGGUGGAGCUCUUUCUCGCGAGGGCAGACAUACAAGUGAACGUGCAUCAGGCCCCACCCCUCUUCCAUGCCGCCAAAAAGGGUCAUGUGGAAGUUGUACGCCGAUUGCUUUCCGUUGGUACGAUCAACAUCAAUCAGCAAUUUGGGAACAGCUCGCCUCUGUGCGUUGCCUCCGAGAUGGGCUACCCGGAAGUUACAAGCUACUCCUUGGGCACACAACACCCCCCGACACUAAUCUCAAAACUUACUUGGGCGACACUGCACUUUCUUUGGCCGCUUACCAUGGUCAUUUGGAGAUUAUAA